AUGUCUUCUACCUCCCGGUCCAUUCCCAUUACCAUUGAUCGGCAAUUUAUUAGGUUUUAUAAUAAUAAUAAUAAUAAUAAUAAUAAUAAUAAUGUUGACAGUAACAUUAUAAAGUAUAAAAAUUUUAAAUUUAAAAAAUUUAAAUAUUUUUUAAACGAUUUAAAUUACGAAUUAGGAUAUCGUUUAAUUUUAUGGGAAUAUUCAAAACUAAUUCAAUGGAUUGACUAUAAAUUUGUUAACAAAAUAACUACAAAUUUCGAUGAAAUUCGCGAAAUUAUUAUUGAAAAACUAAAAAAUCAUUAUUUGGAUUACGAUCCGUGUAUUGAACGAGAUUUUUGCGAUACAUUGAUUGCGGCUAAAAACGAUGCACUGCUCCGGGAGGAAGUGGGACAGGGAGUGGGAGAUGAUAGCAAACAAUCUAUGGCUAAGUAUCUAACGGAUGAUAAGCUCGGUAUGACUGUGUUUGAUAUGUUUUUUGCCGGAAUCGAUACCACCUAUAAUACAUUCCUAUGGCUACUAUUGUUUUUAUCCAAUGAUUUAUUGGUGCAAAAAAAAUUACGAAAUGAAAUUUUAGAUAAAAUCGGUGACAGAUUGCCAACACUUGACGAUAGACAUCGAUGUCAUUAUAUAAUGGCAUUCAUAUCGGAAACCCUAAGAUUCAGAAAUGUUACGCCCAUUGCUGUCUCACAUAAAGCAAUAGUCGACAGUAAAAUAGGUAAUUAUAUGAUACCGAAAAAUAUGUCAGUAGUUGUCUAUCAGGGAUUUAUUAUGAGAAACGACAGCAACAAGUAUUGGACAAAUCCUAACGACUUUAUACCCGAGCGCUUCCUCGACAGUGACAACCAUUAUAUGAUAACCCGUUCACAACAACCGGCUUUCAUACCCUUUGGUAUCGGACGUCGUGUAUGUUUAGGCGAAAAGUUGGCCAUCGCUGACCUGUUCCUAGUGUUGACCCGUUUUCUACAGUCGACACAAAACUAUGAUAUUGUUUUGGACAGUCAUCAGGGUUUUGAUGCCGAUCCUAAUAAUGGCGAUUCAAUUACUCCAACUAGUUAUACAAUUAUGUUUACUAAAAACUAA
Messenger RNA from Oppia nitens, 1080 nucleotides. RefSeq names its product steroid 17-alpha-hydroxylase/17,20 lyase-like. NCBI's taxonomy places the organism in Eukaryota, Metazoa, Arthropoda, Arachnida, Sarcoptiformes, Oppiidae. The record is from RefSeq and is a predicted model, not a curated record. The coding region runs from base 1 to 1080 and encodes 359 amino acids. Gene Ontology annotation, molecular function: heme binding; monooxygenase activity; oxidoreductase activity, acting on paired donors, with incorporation or reduction of molecular oxygen. The transcript is spliced from 5 exons.